Molecule: messenger RNA, 1695 nt
Organism: Candidula unifasciata
Lineage: Eukaryota; Metazoa; Mollusca; Gastropoda; Stylommatophora; Geomitridae
Source: the annotation of a GenBank genome assembly
AUGUUGCACAGAGUGUUUCUAUUCCUCAAGCGUUGGUUACUCCAGAGAAUUCGAGGCAAGCCAAUGGGGAACAAACUGAACACAACUCGCAAGUCCUCAGCGAGGAAGACAAAUCUGAACGACUUUCUUCUUGAAGUUGCCAAGUCCAUCUUCACCGAUAUUUUUAACGUUGAUGUGGUGAUAGUGAAAAUCAUGAACUAUGCCCAGCGACUCGUGGACGCCGACAGGGCUUCCUUGUUUCUGGUGGACGAGAAGAAACACGAGCUCUACGCCCGAGUCUUCGACGUGGGUCUGACAUGCAGCACUUACCGAGACUUGGCUGCUCUCGAUCUGGAAGAGGCUCUCAAGCUAUCCUCCAUACGGGAGAUCAGGUUCCCCAUUUCUAAAGGCGUGGCCGGAUACGUGGCCACCACAGGAAACAUUCUCAAUAUCAAGGACGCCUACAAAGAUGACCGGUUCAACCCUGAAGUUGAUAUUGUGACUGGCUACAAGACAAAGAGCAUUCUAUGCAUGCCUAUCUUCAUCCGUGGCUCUGUAAUAGGGGUCGUGGAGAUGGUCAACAAAACCCAUGGCUCUUUCACCAAAGCUGAUGAAUACGCAUUCGAGUUGUUCGCCGUUUACUGCGGUCUGGCCUUGUUUCACGCGGAGCUCUACGAGAAGAUCUGGAGAUCUGAGAAGAAGUAUAAAGUAGCGCUGGAUGUUCUCUCCUACCACAGUCAGGCUACAAUCGAGGAGCUACGGGAACUCAGACAGAAGCCGAUCCCGACCUGCUUGCCGUCCAUCACACACUACAGCUUCUCGCCCUGGCACGUCUCCGAGAGCAACAAGCCUGUCUACUGUCUGUACAUGUUCAAGAAGCUCUUUGGGUCACGCAGGUAUGACCUGGAUGAUGUGAUGCGCUUCACCCUGACAGUUCGCAAGAACUACCGGAAGGUGCCCUACCACAACUGGUCGCACGGCUUCGCUGUGGCCAACACCAUGUUCACCAUCAUUGAGACCAGCCAGCAUCAGCUCAACUCGCUAGAGUGUCUGACCCUGUUUGUGGCCUGCCUGUGCCAUGACUUGGAUCACCGAGGUAAGACCAACCAGUACAUGAUUCAGAGCUCUUCUCCCUUGGCGGCCGUCUACACAACCAGCACCCUGGAGCAUCACCACUUCAACCAGACUGUCACCAUCUUGCAGAAUGAAGGUCACAACAUAUUCAAGUAUCUGACAUCAGAACAGUACAAAACGGUUCUGGGGGACAUGAGGCGGUACAUUCUAGCUACUGAUAUCACAGCUUUCUUUGAGAAUCGGAUAGCCAUGGAGAAGAUUCUGUCUACGGGGCACUUCAGCUGGGACACCAUACAUCACAGAAAUGUGCUGGUUGCCCUGCUGAUGACCGCCUGCGACCUGUGCUCCGUGUUCAAGCCCUGGCACAUCCACAGGCAGCUGGUCUACGACAUCAUGGAUGAGUUCUGGCUGCAGGGUGACGAGGAGAUCAUGUCAGGACUGGUACCUACUGACCUCAUGGACCGGAGAAAGAAGGCAGCUUUACCCAAACUUCAGGUUGAUUUCACCAAGUCCAUCUGUCUGCCCUGCUAUGUUCUUGUACACCGCUUGCUUCCCGAUACCAAACCAAUGCUGGACGGAUGCACGACUAACCUGAAGAACUGGCAGAAGCAAGCCGAUGACAGCGGGGGUACCGAAGUUUGA